This is a messenger RNA of Culex quinquefasciatus (southern house mosquito), 1692 nucleotides long. RefSeq lists its product as uncharacterized. Lineage: Eukaryota; Metazoa; Arthropoda; Insecta; Diptera; Culicidae. The record is from RefSeq and is a predicted model, not a curated record. The transcript is spliced from 3 exons. Bases 183 to 1610 code for a protein of 475 amino acids.
CACAAAAACUUAGCCGUAUGCGUAGCCGGAGCCGUUUUGCGCGCUUCGUCGUCGUAGUUUUUUGAUAAUAUUGUGCAACUUAAUUGUUUCCAAUAGUUUUUCGUUAUUAAAUGUGUCUAUAAUCUAUCUAAAAAGUUUCAAUGUAAUCAUCAAAAGUGCCAGACUGUUCACAUCUUCAAAAAAUGACUAGAAUAAAAGUUGACUCCAGAUCACUGAUCCCGGCGGUGCUUGUCAUCGCACUAUGUUCCCUCUCACUUCCGGUGACCGCCGCCGACGAUAGCGACAUAAUUAAUCCCAACUGGAAACGACCCAGCAUUUGGAAUCGAGGCCACACUGCGGAACAAUGUGCCGAAUGUCCGCCGGUGGAACCGUGUCCGCCGUGUGAGGCGCCGUCGGCACCACCGACUGCAUGCCGGCAUAAGCACUGCGAGCAGGACUUUGUGCUGUUUAAAAAGUUCCUUCGACGGCUGUUUGACGAUAAGCGACUGCACAAGGACUUUGAGUCGGAUUUCCUGCUUGGGCACAUUCAGCUAAAGAUAACGCAGCACCAGCUGGACAUGCUGAGACAGGCCAAAACUACACGCGAACUGGACGGGAUCGUGUCAAGUGUUGUGGAGCAGUCCGAGGGUGGAGGGGUUGGUUAUUUCGCGUUGGCUACGGAGAGCUUUUGCUGGAGCAUCGGAGAGCUGGCAAGGAUGGUUGGCGCCAACGGGUACUUUUUGUAUGUGUUCGUUCCGACGCUGGGUCUACUGGGAGUUUACUGGCUGGUCAAGGUGAACGCACGGAUUAUGGGUAUCCAUCCGCUGGUGGCGCUGAUAUUGAUGGCCUUGCUGAUGACCUACGCAAUCACCUACCGGGACUGUAACCGUCGGAUGGAGGCCGACGCGCUGGCCAAGAUGAGCUUCAGGGACGAAAGAAAUCCUUGUCAGCAACGUGCGCUGCGUAACACAGGUUUCUCCGGUUGGGUUAUGGAUCUUGUGGGCGGAAGCAGCGAGGCACGCUGUCGGGAGUACAUCCAACAACAAUCCAACGAAGACGCGGUCAAUCUCUGCGACCCGUCGACGGUGGCCAUCGAGAUGAUGGCAAAACUGCAGAUGCACUACUUUGAGACGUUCGUUCAGAAAAUGGUAGCCAUCUUUAAAACUUCUACAGCGGGUUCCGGAUUGGUCGGGUCCAUCCUGAUUGGGCUGUUUAUUUGCGGGCUUCUCUACAUCCUGGUGACCACGGGGGUCAAAUACGGCAUAUACGGAGGUUUCAACUUCUUAGGAGCCUGCCUCACCGGAGGGACACGCCCAGCCCAUCCUACAAACGCCCUGUCGGCUGGCCAACAACAGCAACUGCCGAUAACCCUCAACAUCAACCUGACCCAUCCGGCCGGUAGCAUCAGCUCGCGCAUCGACACCAAUCGCAUCGAGGAAAUUGCCGAACCUAGGGCUGCGUUGGCACUCGAAUCGACGCCGUUGCUUGACGAGGAGGGGUCCGGGGAUGCACCAAAAAUUUUGCCAGAGAAGCAGGAGAGGGGGAAAGAUAACGAGGAUAGAACUAAUAAGAGUGACGCACCCGCGACAGAAGCUAGUGAUGACCAAAGAGAAGAAACGGUGGGGCCCUAAAUUGAUGAUAUUUUUUUUUUGUAAUCUUAAGCAUUUCGUACACACGUGUCCUUACGCUUGAAUAAAAUUCUAAUAUACAUAA